UUUUGUGCCGGUGAAUUAAUUAGCACUUCCGGUGUUUACAACUAGGAGCCGAGCACCGUUGAAACCACAGGGCUGACUCCCCCAUGGCUCGUAAAACCAAUAUUUUAUGUUUUAAAACGACAUGUACUUGAGGUGCUAGGAUUCAUACAGUGUGACGCCCUUAAAUCUCCACAGUGGCCCUGGCAGCAGGGCUCCAUCCUCUGAAUCGGCUGAGGAAAAGUCUGCCAUUACAACAACUAUGAAGAAGAAAAGCAGACGUCCAAAGCCAUCGGAGGCUACGCAACAGCCCAGCAGGACGCGCUCCGCGGAGGCCGUCAGUGAGGACGAGAGGCCGCCUGGACUCAGAGGGAGACCUCGGAGGAGCAGGCCGGCGACCACGGACAGUUUGUACCACGCAUCCACAGCCGCAGAAGACAAGAGCGACAACUCACAGACACCUCCAGAGGAGAAGUCCAGGGCGUCAGCAGGCAGACUUUCAACGGCCCUCUGUCGCCUCUGUCAUGGCAAGUUCUCUCCACGCAGCCUGCGGCGCGCCUUCGACAAAUGGCCCCAGGACUCCAACGACGUGGAGUCGGACGCCGCCGUCCAGUCGCCCCUUCUGUUCCACGCGGACUUCCAGCGGCUGGUCGGGGUCCAGUUGGACCGCGACCCCCGCCUGUCGGAGUUCAUCUGCAAGAAAUGCCACUCCAAGUUCUACAAGUGCCACAGCAUCCUGCUCAGGUUUCUGCAGAGAGUCAACCUCCCACCUGUUGGGAAGGAUAACUUAAAAAGCUGGAAGAAGUGUUCAGAAGCCUCAACAACACCACAGUCCAUCUCCUCGGACCCUGAGUGCCUCCACCGCCUGGUGUCCUGGGCCCACCACCACGGGGAGGCCUGCCCCUGCUGCCCCAACCUGAGGGAGGUGCUGGAGGAGCGGUGCUGGGGCUCCGUCAAAGCCGUUUGGGGCUGCGUCGACGGCCACAGCUACGUCAUGGACGCUCAGUGCGCCGCGGCCCCCUACGCCGGGGACCUCUGCGGCGGGACGUUGGGGGGUGGCCCCGGUAGCGGAGGGAUUCUGGAGCAGGACGAUGAAGGGCAACCCAGCGGGAAUGGAAGUAUGGGCGCUCUGGCUCGGUCCAGUCCGCCUGCACUUCCUGCACAGACGGAGAGCUCUGCGCCGACGGACUGGACCGACAACACAGAAGACGUCACCAGUCACCAGGGGGCGUCUCCUGCUCCGGCCCAGCUGAAGGACAGGGCCGCUGACAGCGACGUGUCAGACAGGUUCAACUCUGAGGACGACUUUGAGGAGAGCCGAAGAGGAGACUUAUCCUACGACGAGAUGUUUGAGCCGUAUGCAGACGAGAGAGCGCGCAGGGUGACCGCCGCCAGCAAGAGAAGAAGAAGCCCAAAGGCUUUGGUGGAGGUCAAAAUAAAGAAAAAACCAGGGCCCAAACCCGGCUGGAAGAACAAGCUCAAACCUAAAGGAGAGGAGCUACCCAACAUCUACAAGUGUCCGUAUCAGGGAUGCACCGCCGUCUACCGAGCUCCAGAUGGCCUGAAGAAGCACAUCAAGGAGCACCACGAGGAGGUGAAGGAGCGACCCUGCCCUCAUCCCGGCUGCAACAAGGUGUUCAUGAUCGACCGCUACCUGCAGCGCCACGUCAAGCUCAUCCACACGGAGGAAAGGAACUACAUUUGUGACCAGUGUGGCCAAACCUUCAAACAGAGGAAACACCUCUCAGUUCACCAGAUGAGACAUUCAGGGGCCAAGCCACUACAAUGCGAGGUGUGCGGCUUCCAGUGUCGCCAGCGAGCGUCGCUCAAAUACCACAUGACCAAGCACAAGGCGGAGGCCGACCUGGAGUUUGCGUGCCUGAUGUGCGGAAAGCGCUUCGAGAAAGCCCACAACCUGAACGUGCACAUGUCCAUGGUGCACCCACUCAUUCAGGCCAAGGUUCAGAGAAGCAGCCAGCAGCAAGCCCCGCCCCCUCCUCCGUCUUACUCAGACCUGCACGCCAUAGCUCUGACCGGGGAGGUGGUUCAGCAAGACCACGACAGAUGACAGCGGGUCCAGAUGUGCUGAACAGGGACACGUGAAGAGUCUUUCCUCCACAUGUAACAGCACCGAGGAUCCAAGCUACCGAGUCAGCAGAUGGAACAGAACUCUGACAAAAAAUACAUCGGCUGUCCCAGACAAAAUGAUUUAGCGCUGACUGGACGGCUUUUAUUUCAUGGACUAUUGUUGCUAGAAUAUACAAGAAGCACUUCGCUGUGCAGAAUAAUUUCCUAGGAGUUUUAUGUCACUGUAUUCUAUUAAGUUAUUACAUUACUAUUGGUAUUGUAAACAGCUAAAAGGGCUUCUGAUAAUGUGUACAGUAAAGUCCUGUGUGAAUUAUGUAUAAAUAAAAUGUAGGAUUUUUUUUCUUUUUUUA
This is a messenger RNA of Pungitius pungitius (ninespine stickleback), 2414 nucleotides long. It is a transcript of the gene znf276, whose product is annotated as zinc finger protein 276. Gene Ontology annotation, biological process: regulation of transcription by RNA polymerase II. Gene Ontology annotation, cellular component: nucleus. Bases 239 to 2044 code for a protein of 601 amino acids. The transcript has 12 exons. Lineage: Eukaryota; Metazoa; Chordata; Actinopteri; Perciformes; Gasterosteidae. Gene Ontology annotation, molecular function: zinc ion binding; DNA-binding transcription factor activity, RNA polymerase II-specific; RNA polymerase II cis-regulatory region sequence-specific DNA binding. The record is from RefSeq and is a predicted model, not a curated record.